Molecule: messenger RNA, 3258 nt
Organism: Durusdinium trenchii
Lineage: Eukaryota; Dinophyceae; Suessiales; Symbiodiniaceae
Source: the annotation of a GenBank genome assembly
AUGGCGACUUCUCGUGUGCUGGCCUUGAUGGCACAGGAGGAGAAGGAGCACUUAGUGGAGCCCUGUGAAGUGGAGGCACCGGGCAAGCCUUGGCUGGGACGGCUCAGUAGACUAGGAGCCUUUCUGGUGGCUGGUCUCGUGCUGUUGGCCAUUGUGCCGCUGCCAGGCGGCCUCCACGAUUGGUUGGAAGGUCUGCAAGAUCCCAAUCUGCGGAGCCUACAAAUCGAACUGCAAGCAGCUGGUCUGCCGCUGCCCUUCGAACAGAAAUCGCACAUUAGCUCUGAAGCUGGUAGCGUCCUUUGCGUGGUGGACGUGGCUCAGUCCGUUGGGCGCAUCAUGGGCAUUGCUACGAGCAUCAAGGGUGCCACCGUGAACUGCGAUUACAAGCGCAUCGAGCGGGAGGAGAAGCGGCCCGUGACCAAGGAUGAGAGGCAGCGCUGCGCGGUGACCAUCAUCGGUGUUUUGGUGAACACAGCCUUGGGCAUCGGUGCCAUGUCAUCUUCCAUCUCCACGUGUGCGGGCUCCGUCAAUGUCCCGGCGAACUGCGCUGCCAACAUCAACGCAUUCAUUGGCAAUGCUUUGGUGCUGGUGGCAACUGCCAUGGCGGCGGAUUUGUCCUGUCCCGAAGAUCCCCUGCCGGAUCGGAUCGAAGCAAAAGCCAAGGAGAUCGCGGAUGCAAAGGAAGAAGCUGCUCGGGAGGUCAACGACUGGUUGAAGGAGCACGGCCAGGACUACAAGGUGCUGCCACCCAGCCCGGCCGUGCCCAAAGACGUGGUUUACACCAACAUCGCAAGAUGCGUUGGCUCCUUAGACCUAGCUGUGACGUUUGUCAUGAAGUCGGCUGUGAUCAUCGCAGACAGCACUGUGGACUGUUCUGAAGAGGAGCUCAUCGAUGAGGACGACAAGCGUGUUUGCGCAAUCAACAUCAUCGGCUUGAUGGGCACGUUGAGCCUGGCCACGCGCUUUUUUUGCCUUGGCCCCGCCUCCAAUAGCUGUGUGGCCAUUGUGGGAGAUUCUACACCCCGAGCGGCCUGUGCAGCGGACAUCGCUGGCAUCAAUGCAGGCGAUCCUGUGGCCAAUCCUGGCCAAUCCCGAGCGCAUUCCUCCCGUAGCUGUGGGCCCUUUCUGAGAGCCGAGCCCAGAGGUUUCGUUCGUUUCACGUGUCCAUCACUGGACCAUGCGAGCUUUACGCGCGGGCUUGACCAAGUGAGUGACCCUGAGGCUGACACGGGGGCCGAGCUGCGGGCGUUCCUGGCGACUCCCGACCUGGCCCCAGGGCCAGUUGGUGCCGACACCGAGCCGUGCAAGAUAACCUGGGCUUCCGAGCCCAGGUUCUCGCGCAAGAAGGGGAAGAAAGCUGCGCGAGACGAUCAGGAUCUUCGCUCCUUGGCUGCACGAAACCCACCGUUCAAGGAGUUUUCGGCGACCGAGGUGGGGAAUGGGAUUUUCCUGGGCUCCUUCCUGGCGCCCUGGCAUUUUCUGCCAGUCUUCCUGGAUUCGAAGAUCGCGGCGGACCCCGCGCUUCCAGGACUCACCCAAGCGACUUUGCCGAUCACCACCACUGCCAUUUUUGCGGGAUGGCUGGUAGGCUCCUGUUUGCUGAAUCGAGCCUGGGUGGAACACGUGGCGUGGAGCCUGGUCUGGGCUCUGGCCGUGGGCAGGAGAAAGGUUUCCGUGCUGCUCAAAUUCUUCGUCUCCGCCACCGCAGGAAGCCUGGUGGUUUUCACCCUUUUGAGGUUUGUGCACGGGCUCUUUUUGAACCAGACUGGUCUGAUCAUUGUUCAUCUGCAAGAACAGAUGCCACUACACCUGCGGAGCCAGGUCUUGGUGAUCAACAACUGCUUCUACAGUCUGGUUCUCAUCUCGUUGGCUUUUGCCUGCGGGCACCUCACCGACCUCGAUUGGCGCAUCGAAGCCAUGGUCUGGUACGGCCUACCAAUGGUGCUUGGACUUUUCAUUGCUUUUCCCAAUUGGAUGGAAGUCUUGGCAUCGGUGCCGCAACGUGCCUGCAGACUCUUUGAGCUGAAAGGCAGUAUCUUGGCUUGUUCUGCCUCCAAUGCCGAGUCGGAACUGUCACCUGUGGAGCUCCAACAGGGAUUCUUCAGUUCAGUGGGUUUCUUCGCGUGUGGUUGUGGCUUCUAUGGCUUGAGCUACUCUGCUGGUCAGAUUUCCACUGACCCCUACAUGUGCACCAUACUACUGAGCGCGGCGGAUAUCCUGGGCUAUGUGGCAUGCUUGAGCGCCAAUUCCUGGGGUCGCAGCCGGGUCCAGGCGGGUGGCUUCUUCUUGGCGGCGCUUUGUCUCUUCCUUUGCAGCACAGGAGAGCGUGGAAGCUCGUUCGUCAUCUCGUUUGCGGUUCUGGGCCGCCUCUGCUUGGAUGCGUGCUUCACCUUAGCCGCCCGACCGGGCACGGCGUUUGACGCCCUCCGCGACGCGGUGUGGUCCCGAAGUGAUGGGUGUGCUGUCCUUAGGAGUAGAGCGAUGCUCCGACAAACAUGUCGAGCUCCGGAGCUGGUGCGGGCGAUCUAUGAAACUGAGGUCUACGUGGGCUUGGUGGAGAUCUUCUCCGAGUCAGCUCAGAAGAAGGUCCUCCCAGCCUGCAGCUCGGCGCUACCAAAGAUUUUCGGCUGGAAGACCUCGGCCAUCAUCUUGAAGCACCAGACCACAGCGAACCACCAACCUCACUGCAAUUAUGGCUUUUUCGAGGAUCGUCAAACAGAGGCGCUUCGCCUCUUUCGGAGCGAGAUCACGGCUCGGCUGGGCGGAGUCGUGGCGCCCUACUGUGGCACCUUGCCCGCCUUCAUCAGCUGUCCGAUCUUCGGGGCCAUCUGCCUGCUGGGCACUUGGGCCACGCUGCAGCAAGGUGAUGCUGUCCGUCGAGAGCCCGGCCGGACCGCCUGGGUGGGAUGGUCCAAAAGCAACGAACAUGGACGCACCAUUGGUGCGACCCUUUCGUUUCUCCUCGCAGUCUCCGCCCGGAUCUUCGCCCCAUUGAGCUUAGACCGACCACCGAAUCUGCACGGGGACCAUCCGCGGCAUCAGGGGCUGAAGAGCUGGGAGAAGAGCGAGAGCUGGUACUGCACGCAUCGGAGCGAUGAGAAAGGCGUCUACGCGACCGUGGCGCCGGCCAUGAACUUGCAGGCCUCCUGUGAAGAUGCGUUUGACACCUGGAGCCCGGACGAGUGGCCCAUCCACAAGGAGCUUCGGCAGAGUGCCACCAAGCAGGCAGAGUUGGUGCGACAGUGUCGAAGGAAUUAG